This is a messenger RNA of Colletotrichum godetiae, 1998 nucleotides long. RefSeq names its product fungal-specific transcription factor domain-containing protein. The transcript has 4 exons. Gene Ontology annotation, molecular function: DNA-binding transcription factor activity, RNA polymerase II-specific; zinc ion binding; DNA binding. The coding region runs from base 1 to 1998 and encodes 665 amino acids. Gene Ontology annotation, biological process: DNA-templated transcription; regulation of DNA-templated transcription. The record is from RefSeq and is a predicted model, not a curated record. Gene Ontology annotation, cellular component: nucleus. NCBI's taxonomy places the organism in Eukaryota, Fungi, Ascomycota, Sordariomycetes, Glomerellales, Glomerellaceae.
AUGGACGGGAAUAACUUCUGUCUCCCUUGCUUCGAACGUGGCGUCUUAUGCCAGUCGCACCCGAAAGCCGGAUCGAAUGGCCCAACGCCGCCCCGUUCCGCGGCAGCAUCGACAACGGGCGAUAUCGAAACGACCAACAGCCCGGCAACGAGCCGUGAUAUCCGCCGCAGCCCUGAUCUGAGCUGUCGACAGUGUCAAAAUCGCAAGCUCAGGUGUGACCGAAAGCAGCCUUGCGGCGGGUGUGUUCGUGCAGGUGUACGUUGCCGAAGUGCCCCACCUCAGUUAUCCAAGAGAGAUCAUCUCAAAGUGCUACAAUCAAGAAUCGGUCAUGGGGGAAAGGGUUCUACCGAAGGGAGGAAAGGCCCAAGAAGAGACUACGAGUUUUCUUCAAGCUCAGACCCUGAUGAAUCCGGUGUUGGUAGUCCCCAGGGAACUUUGUCUGGUGUUACAGACUUCUUCGCGUCUCUCCCCGAUGUGGACUUGACCAACCAGGGUCGUUCAGAUAUCCCGAUUCAGACACCCGGACCAGUAGACUUCACUCCACUAUCUAUCAUUGCCGAGGACACCUUCCAAUAUGCGGGCGCAGAUCCGACUGCUAUGAUUGAGGGGCCUUCAGACUCGGCCUUUCGAGAAAUAGAGCCGUUGAUGAGGGCUGAUCUCCUGGAAGGCAUCUUGUCGCUGAACAUGAGAUACAGUAACCAACUCUACUUCGACCGAGUUCACUCAUUCACACCUUUCUUACACCAAUCCUCGUUCGUUCGGAAGUCGAAGGAAGUCGAGAAAGGGCCACCGCCAAACGACCGUUCUGCGUCAGACAGGAUGAAACUUUCACAUACAUGUUUACAUUAUGCAAUGUGGGCAAUGGCGUCUUCGCUUUCGCCACAGUUCCAACACUUAAGCGACAACAUGUAUCGCGAAGCACUCGAACGGCUCAGGAGUCUGGACUAUCUUGACAGUCCAGUGGAGAAAGAAGAGAGUCUAUUGAAACAGACACAGGCGUGGAUUCUCAUAUCAUUGUAUGAGCUGAUGCAAGUUGGGUUCCAUCGUGCAUGGGUGAGUACAGGGCGAGCAAUGCGCUUGGUACAACUCAUGCGCCUAGGUAGUAUAGAUGCAGGCUGCGACAAAGCCUCAAGAUUAGGUAAAGAUGCAGAACUAUUUGUCAAGAAUGAGGAGAAGAGAAGGACUUUCUGGAUGUCAUUGUGUUUGGACACUAUCAUUUGCUUGGUCCAUGAUCUGCCUCGGACGUUCUCUGAAUCUGAGAUCGAUACUCGGCUUCCCUGUUCUGAAGACGCAUUUCAAAGUCGAGCGCCAACUGUCUCUCCCUUUCUCUCAGAAGCAAUAGAGUUACAGACACCGGCAAAGCAAUCUCCGUUCAUGGAGUUUAUUCUCUCCAUCUCAUUUUCGGGAAAAAUACAAGCUCAUAGGAAUCGAUCAAAGGCUGGGCAUGAGUGUGGUAAUACGUCUGCUCAGUUUUGGGAGCGCCAAAUAUUUCUAGACUCAGUUGUCGCGCGUCAAAUCUCCCGUCUGCAGAGCCUCCCCGUAUCUCAUCGAACCGGUUCUGUAACAUUUCUUGCUAGGAUAAUCGCUCAUGUGGCUUCAUUGUCGUUGUUUGACGUAGCCGCAACAACACCCGAUACCACUGCAGAGUACGAUCAUCUCGUCGUCGGCUUUGAGGAACGAGCUCUAGCCGCAGCUAAAGAGAUCAUGCGCCUAUCAAAUAUUUUACUUUCCGACUUCAACCUUUGUCAGAUUCACCCAUUUACACCAGCGCCUCUUUAUUUAUGUCGGGAAGCCCUGGUCAGGUUUCAAUCACGUGGUAUGCCGUUGGAAGAUGACAUCAGGACUAUGGAUGAAGCGUUGGGAGAGUUCAAGACUGUAAAUGGACUUUGCCAAGGUAUCUCAAAGCUAGAACUGCCUCAAUCUGGAUAUGAGGAUGUCUUGGCGACGCCUGACUCCAUAAUGGACCUGUUAAUCGAGGAACAUGGUAUGGGAGGCUAA